CGGCGUGACGUCAUCACCGCGCGACUUUAUUUACUUCUGGUCCAGUAGCCGCAAUGGAGGUAAACAGGGAUGAAGCGGAGCGCUGCAUUGACAUCGCAACUGCGGCGUUGACCAACAACGAGCCGGAGAAGGCUUACAGGUUUCUAGCGAAGGCACAGAGACUCUUCCCGACAGAUAAAGCCAAAGCCCUGCUGGAGUUAAUAGCAAGGAAUGGGUUUACACCCAGACAAGGCAGCCACUCACAGUUUACAGGGGACUCAGGGACUGGACAGCAGCAGACCAGCUCUGAGGAUGUGAGACGUGAAGAAAAGCCCUCAGACACUGCCAAGCCAUACACCCUAGACCAGUUAGAUGCUGUAAAAAGGAUAAAACAAUGUAAAGACUUCUAUGAAAUUCUUGGGGUCCAGAAAGACGCCUCAGAAGAUGAACUCAAAAGGUCAUACAGAAAACUUGCUUUGAAAUUCCAUCCGGACAAGAAUCACGCUCCAGGUGCAACGGAGGCAUUUAAAGCCAUAGGGAAUGCGUAUGCUGUCCUGAGUAACACUGAUAAGAGGAGGCAGUAUGACCAGUAUGGGGAGGAGAGGAGACACCCAUCAAGACACAGCCCAGAGAACGGGAACUUCGAGGCAGAUAUCUCACCUGAAGACCUCUUCAACAUGUUCUUUGGAGGAGGCUACCCAACCAGUAACGCUCACGUGUACACCAACGGGAGAAUGCGUUACCAGAGACACGAGAGACGAGAACGGCAGAGAGAUGGGGGCCUCACCCUCUUCGUCCAGGUCAUGCCCAUCCUCAUCCUGGUUAUUGUGUCCGCCCUUAGUCAGAUGAUGGUCAACAACCCUCCCUACAGCCUCAGCUUCAGGCCAUCAGCAGGUCACACUCACAAGAGGCUGACUGAGAACCUCAAGGUGCCAUACUAUGUGGGUGACCAGUUCGCCAAGGAGUACACUGGCAUGAAUCUGAAGACUCUAGAGCGGACAGUGGAGGACGAUUAUAUUUCCAACCUUCGCAAUAACUGCUGGAAGGAGAAGCAGCAAAAGGAGGGUAUGCUGUACAGAGCUCGCUAUUUUGGGGACAGUGAUCUUUACCAGAGAGCACAGAAGGCUCGCACACCCAGUUGUGCCAAGUUAUCCGAGAUCACGGCUUCAAUACACGGUUGAGGCUACCUUCAUACUUGUUUCCUGAAUCAAGAGAAAGGAUCAUUUAUUUGCUGUAAAUAGAUAAGCUUUAACAAUCAGGAGACACAGCAAGCUACACUGCAAACGAACCAGCAUCUGUCCCCUGGAGAAUAUGGGAUAUUCAAGAUGACCACGGGAUUGCUUAAAACCAUUUCUUGGAAAUAUUGGGAUACGGAGUCAACAUGAACAUAAUGUUUCGAGAUAGCAAAACAAUCUAAAAAUAACUUGUCCCCCUGAGGUGGCAUGGACUUGGAGAACCUCCAAGCCCCAAUUUUUUUAUGUGCCAUGAAGCUGACACUGUUCACUCUCACGUCAUGGUUUUAGCAAGAAUGCAGUAUGAAACCUAAAAAUAGCAAGGUAAGAUGUAGUCCUACAGAUGUCCUUUAUGUAGCAGUUGAUUAGACACCACGGUGAAUGCUUCCUCCUAAGUUUUAUGCAGUCAAAUCGGUGAAGGCGACAGGCUUGAGAGCUUAUUUUGUGAUUUGACCUCACAUGCACAUUCUGAACUUCCGAAACUAUGCAGGAAUAACAUGAAACCUCUGAUGAAUAUGCUCCUAAGUCUAGAGUUUGUCAGACACUUGAACAUGUUACCUUUGUCUCCUUUGCUGUAGUGUGUGAAAACAAUCAGGACACAGCCCUGUACACCACUUUUCUGAACUGUAGUAAGGUAGAGUUACAUAGCCUGAUGGCUCUCCACUUUAAAUGCCAUACAAGUGAGAGAUGCACUGUACCUGCCCACAAAGUGGGAUUGUGUCUGACAGCUUCCAGUGUUGGAGUGUAAUGUCUCUGACAAACACCUAUCAUGGGUUAAAAAAAAACAUUUUUUUUGUCACACUGUACCUUUAUAGUAUGCUAUUUAUUGUUGAAUUCUUUGUAUUAUUUAUUUUCAAAAGAGGAUUAGGAAAACAAUAAAGGUCUUGCUCACAUUUUCCACCUUGUUUUUACUCCCAAAUGAUAAAAUAAACAUGGAUGGCUUAA
Myripristis murdjan (pinecone soldierfish) is the source of this 2156-nucleotide messenger RNA. It is a transcript of the gene dnajb12b, whose product is annotated as DnaJ heat shock protein family (Hsp40) member B12b. The transcript has 9 exons. Gene Ontology annotation, cellular component: endoplasmic reticulum membrane. NCBI's taxonomy places the organism in Eukaryota, Metazoa, Chordata, Actinopteri, Holocentriformes, Holocentridae. The record is from RefSeq and is a predicted model, not a curated record. Gene Ontology annotation, biological process: cellular response to misfolded protein. Bases 54 to 1160 code for a protein of 368 amino acids. Gene Ontology annotation, molecular function: Hsp70 protein binding.